CACGUGGUGGAAAUACUGCAAGUAUAAAAUUUUUACUUCUGCAAACUUGUUUAUUUUCAGCAUCAAAACGUCAGUUUGAGAUUGCAUUUCGGAUGUUUGACCUCAAUGGAGAUGGCAACGUAGACUACGAUGAGUUUGAAAAGGUGCAGACGAUAAUCAGGCACCAAACCAGCUUUGGCAUGCGGCAUAGAGACCACCAGACAACAGGCAGCAUCUACAGGGGAGUAAGCAGCGCUCUGUGCAACUACUUCUUUGGCCAGCUUGAUAAAAAGCUCACAGUGGAAAAGUUUCUGAACUUUCAACGGCAAAAAAUACGUUUUCUCCUGAGCUGCAAAUUUAUGCGCAAAGAGCCUGAUGAACAAGGUAUGAUCAGAGAAUGGGACUUUGCUGACCUGCUGUUGACUUACGCUGGCCUCAAUGACAAAAAGAAGUCUCGUAUGAUCAAACGUAUAAAAAAAAGUUCAAGAGCCAACCCGAAGGGUAUCAGUCUUGAAGACUACCUCCAGUUCUUCCACUUCCUAAGCAACAUCACAGAAGUGGACACUGCGUUGAUUUAUCACAUUGCGGGAGCUUCCAUUGAUGAAGCUACCCUGAAACAUGUGGCCAGAACCGUCGCCCAUGUGGACCUGGAGGACUAUGUCAUUGAUGUCAUCUUCACUCUGUUCGAUGAAAACCUGGACGGCCAGCUGAGCAACAAAGAGUUUGUCUCAGUGAUGAAAGAACGUCUUCACCGUGGUCUUGAAAAACCAAAGGACACAGGAUUUGUGAAACUCAUCAACUCUGCGUGGAAGUGUGCAAAGUUGAAAAAGCCAGUGCUUCUCGACAUAUAAUAUAGGCUUGCUUUUGUGUGCA
This is a messenger RNA of Rhipicephalus sanguineus (brown dog tick), 852 nucleotides long. RefSeq names its product calcium uptake protein 1 homolog, mitochondrial-like. Gene Ontology annotation, cellular component: uniplex complex. NCBI's taxonomy places the organism in Eukaryota, Metazoa, Arthropoda, Arachnida, Ixodida, Ixodidae. The record is from RefSeq and is a predicted model, not a curated record. Gene Ontology annotation, biological process: mitochondrial calcium ion homeostasis; calcium import into the mitochondrion. Gene Ontology annotation, molecular function: calcium ion binding.